This is a messenger RNA of Bursaphelenchus xylophilus (pine wood nematode), 1346 nucleotides long. The record is from the annotation of a GenBank genome assembly. NCBI's taxonomy places the organism in Eukaryota, Metazoa, Nematoda, Chromadorea, Rhabditida, Aphelenchoididae.
AUGGAACCGAAACCAAAACAGCAUGAUGAAUACGGACAUGAAGAUUUGGUCGAUACAUUUUUGAAAUUGAAGCACAUCAACAGGAAUGUCUUCAGGUAAAUGGUUUUCUUUUUUUGCUUGGCUUUUAGACAGAGAGAUCAUCGCUUGACUCAUGUGUCAACUAUUCCUUCUAUGGAGUAAUUUUCUGAAUUGUAGCUCAACUCAUCAACUGCCUGGUCGAAAAGACGGCCACAGAGUCUACGGAGGUCAAGUGGUUGGACAAGCCCUCAUGGCCGCCAACAACACAAUUGAUCCGUCAUUUCAUCCACACAGUCUUCAUUGUCAGUUCCUGGCCCCGGCAGACAAAAGUAUUCCCAUUGUUUACGAGGUAACUCGAGUGCGAGAUGGUCGAAGUUUUGCGACAAGGUUAGUGCAAGCCAAACAACACAAAUCGACGGUGUUUACGACUUCAAUCUCAUUUCAAAAAAUGGAGCCGGAUUCGAUUCGACAUGAACCCGAAAUGCCGAAUGUUCCGCCGCCAGAGGAGUGUGAAGAUGUUAGGACUCUGUUAAAGAGGUAGGAGAUUUUGUCUUUGAAUUUUAAUUUUUAGAGAUGAAAGUUACAUCAAAUUUCGAAAUCAUGAUGUCAUGUUGGAUAGAAGUUUUUGAUGUCAUAUAAAUCAUGCUCAAAAAUUUUUACAAUUUUUCAGGAUGCUCGAUGAUCCUCGCUCCAUUUCCCCCGAAGGUAAAUUAGCUGUGGCGCAAUAUCGCCGCGUUCUGGAGCUACCCGACAUCUUUGGAAUCAAAGUGAUUACCCCUCGGAAGUACAUCAACAUGCCCACCAAUCGACCGAUGAAAUUCGCAAUAUGGGUUCGAAGUUUGACCCCGCUGGGCGAUGACGAACACCUCCACCAUUGCGUUGCGGCUUUCAUAUCGGAUGUGGCGCCAGUUGGAACGCCUCUGUUCGCGAAUGCGGCCGCAGGAUUCAGAUUGGGAAUGGCGGCGUCGUUGGAUCAUUCCAUGUGGAUUCAUCGACCCGACUUCCGAAUUGACAAUGACUGGGUGCUUUAUGAAACUGAAAGUCCGAUUGGAGGUAAGAAUUUGUUUUUUUUGUUCGUUUUAGAGGCAAAAUUGGAAAAUGUUUUCCUGAAAUCUUAAUUUUUGAUUUUUUGAUAUCAGUGUGUCCAGUAUAAUAUAAAAAAACGAAUUUCAGCUGCAAGCCGAGCCUUGAUCCAUGGCAAAAUGUGGACCCGAGAUGGUCGUCUAGUCCUCUCCACGGCUCAGGAAAUCCUACUCCGAGAAGAGCGCUCGCUGGAGAACGGUGACGCCGAAGAGAUUGCACGGAGGGGAUCUUUGAUGCCUACGUGA